GCCCGAACUUUGGUCCCGCGCCCGAAUCGACCAAUCAGCGCGCGCGCCGCGCGUCACGUGGUUCCUCCGCCCCCGUUCACAACUUCCGGUGGCGGUUGUAGUGUCCGGCCAGGACCCUCCAGGACCCCCAAACCCUCCCCGGUACCCCCGAAUUUCCCCCGCCAUGUCUCUAAUCGAGUUCCGCCGGGGCAGGGACCAGGCCGAGCGCUGGAAGGACGGGCAGCUGCAGGAGGAGCCGCCCCCGCCGCCCCCCGACCCCUCCCCGGGCGCUCCCGACCCCGGGGCGGACGCGCGGAGCUUCUACGAGAGCCUGAUCGCUGAGGGGAGCGGCGCGGAGCCCGCCCGGAGCCCCCGCAGAGGAGAAGCGGAGGAGCCGCCCAGCUCCUCUGCCCCUCUCCACUUCUGCCGCAGCUGCGGGACCUCGUUCCGGGACCCCCCUGCGCGGCACCGCCGCUCCACCGCGCACCUGCUGGGGCUGGGGGCUCGGCCCGCGGCCCCCGAGCCGCUGCACAUCCCCCCGUCCAACCCGGGUUACCGCCUGCUGCUGCGGGCCGGAUGGCGCGGCGGCGGCCUGGGCCGGGGCGGCCGCGGGCGGCGGCUGCCGGUACCCACCGAGCUCCGGAGGGACCGGGCCGGGCUGGGCUGGGGGCCGGGACCCCCGGCCCGCGUCACGCACUUCGGC
Molecule: messenger RNA, 682 nt
Organism: Catharus ustulatus (Swainson's thrush)
Lineage: Eukaryota; Metazoa; Chordata; Aves; Passeriformes; Turdidae
Gene: GPANK1
Product: G-patch domain and ankyrin repeats 1
Exons: 2
Molecular function (GO): nucleic acid binding
Source: RefSeq, a predicted model, not a curated record